AUGGAUAAGAAAGAGCAUAUUGCAAUUUUUACUACUGCUAGCCUUCCGUGGUUGACAGGAACAGCUGUGAACCCGCUGUUUCGUGCUGCAUAUCUCUCCAAAAGUGGGGAAAGAGAUGUCACCUUGGUGAUCCCUUGGUUAUCUUUGAAAGAUCAAGAACUAGUAUAUCCCAACAAUAUUACAUUUGCUUCACCUGCAGAACAUGAGAAGUAUAUCCGCCAAUGGCUCGAGAAGAGAGUUGGAUUCAGUUGUGGUUUCAGUAUACUGUUUUAUCCAGGAAAGUUUUCAAGAGAUAAAAGAAGCAUCCUUGCUGUUGGAGAUAUUUCAGAAAUAAUCCCUGAUGAAGAUGCGGAUAUUGCAGUGCUAGAGGAGCCUGAACACUUAACAUGGUAUCACCAUGGGAAAAGAUGGAAGACUAAAUUCAAGCUAGUUAUAGGAAUAAUUCACACGAAUUAUUUGGAAUAUGUGAAGAGAGAAAAGAAUGGAACCAUGCAAGCGUUUUUGCUGAGAUAUUUAAACAACUGGGUUGUUGGUAUAUAUUGUCACAAGGCAAGUUAUUAUAUCCUCUUGGAAAAUAGUACAUAUGUAUCCAGUGUUUACCUUGUCAUUCUGGCUUUUACUGCUUCAAUAAAUGAAGCUUGGAAAUUGAAUUUGUCAUAG
This is a messenger RNA of Sphenostylis stenocarpa, 660 nucleotides long. The record is from the annotation of a GenBank genome assembly. Lineage: Eukaryota; Viridiplantae; Streptophyta; Magnoliopsida; Fabales; Fabaceae.